AUGCCGCCCAAAGUCCAACAGAAGUCGAAGGAGCAAAAAAUGGCCGCCGCCAUGGCCGGUGGUAAGGGAAAGAAGAAGAAAUGGUCCAAGGGAAAGGCCCGUGAUAAGGUCGACAACAAGGUCCUCUUCAGCAAGGAACAAUUCGACAGAUUCCACGCAGAGGUUCCUAAGAUGAAGCUAAUUACCGUCAGUACCGUUGUUGAAAAGCUUAAGCUUAACGCAGGUUUGGCACGAAGAGCUCUUCGCGACUUGGAGGCUGCUGGAUCUAUCAGACCUGUUCUGAUCUCCCGAUCGCAACGCAUCUACACCCGUAACGUUGGAGAAGAUGAAGAAGAGUAA
Molecule: messenger RNA, 339 nt
Organism: Cylindrotheca closterium
Lineage: Eukaryota; Bacillariophyta; Bacillariophyceae; Bacillariales; Bacillariaceae
Source: the annotation of a GenBank genome assembly